GGCAAUGGUAACGGCAUGCAAUACGGCACCAACGGCCUUAUGAUAAGCCCUAUGAAGAUAGACCUAGGUGGAGUAGCUUUGGGGGCACUUAUUGGUCUAGGGGCCAUUCUAAUCGUACCAAAACUAGCCCAUGUGCUAUCGGGAGGUCUUGGAGGAUACAGAAGUCUGGAAAACGAAAUGUCCUCAGUGACCGAUAUCCUAGCAAGGAUAGACAACUCCCUAGAACAACAAAGCAUCGAUAGUAGCACUUGUAUACAAAGAAUAAUCUGUUCCUAUGUCCACGAUGCAAGAAAGAAUAUCAAUAAUGGGGAAGCUAAUGGUGUAGAUGAAUUUAUUUUUGGAUUGACGAACAAUACCUUAUUUUCUUAUAUGACGGACGGAACUGGAAUAAAACACGCUGUGGAAAUGGGAAAGACUGGAACUUUGGAAAAUUGUUCACCAUUCACCGCAAAAUGUCCGAUUACUAGGGAUAAUGUUAUGAAAGUGAUUUCAAGCCUAUUACCUGCUUAA
Molecule: messenger RNA, 510 nt
Organism: Anoplophora glabripennis (Asian longhorned beetle)
Lineage: Eukaryota; Metazoa; Arthropoda; Insecta; Coleoptera; Cerambycidae
Exons: 3
Coding region: 16-510 (164 amino acids)
Source: RefSeq, a predicted model, not a curated record